AUGCAGCUCAAGUCUCUUCGUGCUCUAUUCUUAGGUCUGGCAUUGGCCACGAGUGUCGGUGCCAAAGGACUUGGCCAGAAUGUUCACGACAUCAAACAAAUGGGGAGCCGUCAAGCUCAGGACAUUGUGACCUGGGAUGAUCAUAGUCUCUUCAUCAAUGGCGAGAGGUUGAUGGUGUUCAGCGGCGAAUUCCACCCGUUCCGACUGCCCGUCCAGUCCCUCUGGCUCGAUAUCCUCCAGAAGAUCAAGGCGUCUGGCUACAAUUGCGUCUCCAUCUACAUCAACUGGCAUCUCAUCGAGGCUGAGCGAGGCCAAAUUCGGAUGGAUGGCAUAUUUGAUCUCAACCCGUUCUUUGAGGCUGCGAAAAAGGCAGGCCUUUAUGUGCUACCUCGGCCAGGGCCGUACAUCAACGCCGAGGUCGCUGGCGGCGGGUUCCCAGGAUGGCUGACAAGAACGCGGGGGGCCCUUCGCACAUAUAACGAGGCCUUCUUCAACGCCACUGACCUAUACACCCGCGAGAUUGGAAAGGUCAUCGCCGCCCAUCAAAUUACCAACGGCGGUCCUGUCAUCCUUUUCCAGCCUGAGAAUGAGUACCAGAACACGAUUGACCAGGAACUCUACCCAAUGCCUGACUAUGACUACUGGAAACGCGUCCAAAAUCAGUACCGUGAUGCCGGUGUCAUUGUGCCGUACAUCAAUAACGAAGCGCACAUGAACGGCUACAUUACCGCCCACACGCCCGCUAGUGUAGAUAUUUAUGGCCACGAUUCUUAUCCCCUCGGCUUCGACUGCGAGAACCCGACUGUCUGGCCAGACGAUGGCCUUCCGACAGACUGGCUGGCGAUCAAUAAUGCCAUCGCCCCAGAUACACCUUACACGAUCCCGGAGUACCAAGGCGGAGGCUUCCAGCACUGGGGCGACGCUGGCUUUGAAAAUUGUGCCCUCCUCUUAAACAUGGAGUUUGAGCGCGUCCUCUACAAGAACAAUUACGCCGUUGGCGCCACGAUCUUCAAUAUUUACAUGACAUACGGCGGCACGAAUUGGGGUAACUUGGGCCACGCCGAAGGCUUCACGUCAUACGACUACGGCGCGCAAAUCACCGAAGAACGUCUGCUCUGGCGAGAGAAAUACAGCGAGGUCAAGCUGCAGGCCAAUUUCUUCCAUGUAUCGCCCGCGUUUCUGGAAGCAGAGAGGUUCAACUCGUCUCUAGAUUUCACGGAUAAUCCUGGUGUCACUGUUACGCCAGCCAGGACCAACACCACCAAGUUUUACAUUUCACGACACACGCAGUAUGGUACCGUCGACAGGGUACCGUAUAAACUAACGGUCGAGACAGCAGAACACGGGGAUCUUGUGAUUCCACAGCUCGGAGAUAGCCUGUAUCUGACGAGGCGCGAUUCCAAGAUCCACGUUAGCGACUAUCCAGUUGGCGACCAUACCUUGAUCUACUCGUCUGCUGAGGUAUUCACAUGGAAGAAGUACGAUGAAAAGACGGUGCUCGUGCUAUAUGGCGGACCCGACGAGCAUCACGAAAUUGCCAUCGAGGGCGCAGGCAGCGCUGACAGUGAGGUGCUUGAAGGCUCAGGUGUCAAGAUUGAAGAUGGAGAUGGCCAGACAAUUGUGGCCUGGGACGCGACGACUGACCGCAAACUCGUGCGCGUCCAUCAAAACUUCUACAUCUAUCUCGUGGUUCGCAACGAAGCCUACAACUUCUGGGUUCCCCCGACAGGGUCUGGCGGCGAUUAUGGUACUUCAGACGUCAUCGUCAAAGCAGGCUACCUUGUUCGCACAGCCAACGUUGACGCGUCGACCCUUGCACUCGUCGGCGACGUCAACGCCACAACUUCGAUCGAGAUUGUCGGCGGCGCUCCUGCCGGCCUGAAGACCCUGACCUGGAACGGCCAAGAGCUGUCAUUUGAACAGUCUUCACAUGGCGUAAUCACGGCCACGGUAGACUUCUCUCCGCCUGAGAUCAAGCUCCCAUGCUUCAGCCAGCUCAAAUGGAAGACGAUCGACUCGCUUCCUGAAAUCCAGCCUUCAUACGACGACUCCCUCUGGGCAGACGCCAACCUCACAACCUCUCCGAACGACAAAUUCCCCAUCAAGACGCCCGUCUCGCUCUACGCGAGCGACUACGGCUUCCACACUGGCUCCGUCAUCUACCGCGGCCACUUCACCGCCACAACCGCCGAGUCGACCCUCAACAUCACCCUCCAAGGCGGCCACGCCUUCGGCGCCUCCAUCUGGCUCGACGACCAGCACCUCGGCUCCUGGCCCGGCUCCCCCUCCGCCCCAAGCGGCACCCUCACCAUGGCCCUGCCCUCCCUGAAGCCCAACACGUCGCACGUGCUAACCGUGCUCAUCGACCUCAUGGGCCUCAACGGCAACUACGUCCUCGGCGAAGACAACCUCAAGACGCCGCGCGGCAUUCUCGCCUACUCCCUCUCAGGCCACGAGCCCGACGCCGUCAAGUGGAAGCUGACGGGCAACCUCGGCGGCGAGCGCUACGCAGACAAGAAGCGCGGCCCGCUGAACGAGGGGGGCCUGUUCGCCGAGCGGCAGGGCUACCAUCAGCCCUCGCCGCCUUCGUCGUCCUGGGCGGCCGGCGGGCCGACGUCUGGGCGCGCGGCGCCGGGCGUGUCGUUUUAUACGGCCGAGUUCGCGCUCGACCUGCCGCGCGGGUACGAUGUGCCGCUUGCUGUUCGGUUUGGCAUGAGCGGGGAGGGAAAUGGGGCGUACCGGGUGCAGCUCUUCGUCAACGGGUUCCAGUUUGGCAAGUUUGUGCCGCAUAUUGGGCCGCAGGCUAGGUUCCCUGUACCGGAGGGAAUACUGGACUAUCAUGGGACGAACACGGUGGGAAUUACGCUGUGGGCGAUGGAGGAGGGCGGCGCGAGGGUGGAGGGUAUGGCGUGGGAUGUGGCCAUGGUCACGGCGAGUGGGUUUGGAGACGUGGAGCUGACGGAAGCGCCGAUUUGGGAGAAAAGGGAGGGUGCGUAUUAG
Molecule: messenger RNA, 3000 nt
Organism: Verticillium dahliae VdLs.17
Lineage: Eukaryota; Fungi; Ascomycota; Sordariomycetes; Glomerellales; Plectosphaerellaceae
Product: beta-galactosidase
Exons: 5
Coding region: 1-3000 (999 amino acids)
Biological process (GO): carbohydrate metabolic process
Cellular component (GO): vacuole
Molecular function (GO): beta-galactosidase activity
Source: RefSeq, a predicted model, not a curated record